AUGGCGAUGGUGAGAUUAGACGUGGUGGGAGGACGGCUAGGGCUUGUUUGCGGCGUUGCGGUCACCAACAGUCCAAGUAUCAACGGAGCCAAGAGCUACCGAGCGGAAUUGUGCCUGACCUCGUAUUAUCAUCUCGCAUCAUGGCAGCCUUAA
Molecule: messenger RNA, 153 nt
Organism: Alternaria burnsii
Lineage: Eukaryota; Fungi; Ascomycota; Dothideomycetes; Pleosporales; Pleosporaceae
Exons: 1
Coding region: 1-153 (50 amino acids)
Source: RefSeq, a predicted model, not a curated record